UGGUCUGAACUUAACACAAGUACAAUGGGCAAGAUUAUCUUCUAUGAAGACAGGAACUUCCAGGGUCGUCACCAUGAGUGCAGCAGUGACUGCCCUGAGAUGCAAAACUACUUCAGUCGCUGCAACUCCAUAAGAGUUGAGAGUGGUUGCUGGGUGGCCUAUGAGAAGUCCAAUUAUGCUGGCUACCAGUACAUGCUGCACAAGGGGGAGUAUCCUGACUACCAGCACUGGGCUGGCUUCAAUGACUGCAUCCGCUCCUGCCGCAUGGUGCCCCCUUACAAUGGAAGCUAUAGGAUGAAGAUUUUCGAGCGGUCUGACUUUGCGGGCCAGACGAUGGAGUUAAAUGAAGACUGCCCGGAUCUGCAUGAGCGUUUCCACACCCGUGACAUCUCCUCCGUCAACGUUAUGGAGGGCUACUGGAUGCUGCACGAGCACCCCAACUACAGGGGACGCCAGUACUUCCUGCAACCCGGAGAAUACAGACGGCACAGUGAGUGGGGAAGCAACAGCCCCACCAUCGGAUCUCUGAGACGUGUCACAGAGAAUAAGUAAUUUGUAGCUUUAAAAAAUAAAUAAAUAAAAUAACGUUUUGACCCCCACA
Molecule: messenger RNA, 601 nt
Organism: Nematolebias whitei (Rio pearlfish)
Lineage: Eukaryota; Metazoa; Chordata; Actinopteri; Cyprinodontiformes; Rivulidae
Gene: crygmx
Product: crystallin, gamma MX
Exons: 3
Coding region: 25-552 (175 amino acids)
Biological process (GO): visual perception; lens development in camera-type eye
Molecular function (GO): structural constituent of eye lens
Source: RefSeq, a predicted model, not a curated record